Cylas formicarius (sweet potato weevil) is the source of this 2149-nucleotide messenger RNA. Its product is annotated as G2/mitotic-specific cyclin-B3. The coding region runs from base 352 to 1845 and encodes 497 amino acids. Gene Ontology annotation, biological process: regulation of cyclin-dependent protein serine/threonine kinase activity; mitotic cell cycle phase transition. The record is from RefSeq and is a predicted model, not a curated record. Gene Ontology annotation, cellular component: cyclin-dependent protein kinase holoenzyme complex; cytoplasm; nucleus. Gene Ontology annotation, molecular function: cyclin-dependent protein serine/threonine kinase regulator activity. The transcript is spliced from 8 exons. Lineage: Eukaryota; Metazoa; Arthropoda; Insecta; Coleoptera; Brentidae.
UGCUUAAUUAGAAAAAGUUAAGGAUUAGUGAGAAAGUAACCUAGAACAUGGUCUCCAUUUUUAAUGGUCAGUGGCUUUUUUUUGUAUUUUGUAUAUUCGUUACAUUGCAUACGAAAUAACUUAUUGCGGUAUUAGUGCCUUAUUUGCAAUUAAAUGUUCCUUGGUUUUGAAUUAGAUUUUUUUAAUAGGAAACAUGUGUAGAAAAAGGCGGCAAAACUAUUGAUUAUUUAUGAAAUACUAGUAGUGUACUUAAUCUGUGGAAAGUAAAAAUACGCAUAAUUUUGCAGCAUUUCUAUUUUGGAUUAAUAACAAUUCACUAUAUUCAUCGGCUGCCCUUGUUCCAAAAAAAGAAUGGCACCACUCAAAACGACGAAAUUGUACACGAACAACGUAAAUAAAAUCGCAACCAGGAGUAGGGCGGCUACACACUUGAAGGAGAUAAACGGCAACAAGGGUUUGGAGAGGGCGUUACGCGGCAAACGAAAGGCCGACUGCUCACCGACCAAAGAAAAUGGCAACAAAAGAACCGCGUUAGGAGAAUUAACCAACAACAAAAUAGACUUUGCGACAGGGAAAGGUAUAAAAAAAGUCACAGUGCAAUCGUCAGUGUUGCCGUCGGUAAAAACUGUAGUGAAAAAUAACAAACAGAAGGAAAAUGGUGCCCCACCCCCUGCCCCGCUCAACAAAAUUAUUACCCGGGCGUCGUUGAAACAGACGGUUCACCACAUUCCCAAUCAAACGGCAGUCAAGUCGAAGGAGACGCAAAAAGAAAACAAUUUACCCCCAGCAACCAAAAAAAGACUGAGCAACGAGUUCGAAAAGACUGAAUCUGAGCCAUCGCUUUACAGCACCGCCUUGGAAGACGCUAAUGAUUCUACCUACUUCAGUGCAAGAAAAUCGACGAGACUGUCUUCGAAAUCGUCCGAAUCAUCGACCAUUGUCGAACAAAAGCCCAGUCCUUCAAAUGUUUCUUUGGUCAUUCAGCAAUUAGAGUCGAAACUGAACCUAGGUAAUCACGAUGUUCCCCCCGGGAUCAGGGAUUUUGACAAAGAAAACUGGAACGAUAUUUAUCAAGUUUCGCAUUAUGCCAUGGACAUUUUCAACUACUACAAAGAAAGGGAAAAAAUGUUUCCAAUUGGGGAUUACAUGGAAAGACAAGUCUGCCUAACUAAAAUGAUGAGGUCGCAACUGGUCGAUUGGAUGGUUGAGAUACAAGAAAGCUUCGAGUUGAACCAUGAGACUCUGUAUCUGGGGGUUAAAUUAGUCGACAUGUACUUGGAUAGAGUGACAGUAUCGAAAGAAAUGCUUCAAUUGGUGGGCGCGGCAGCCAUGUUUAUCGCUAGCAAGUUUGACGAGAGAAUACCGCCCAUGAUAGAUGACUUUUUAUACAUCUGCGACGGAGCUUAUACCCGGAGAGAAAUGAUUCGAAUGGAGAUCAACCUGCUCAAAAUUAUCGAUUUCAACUUGGGAAUACCAAUCAGCUAUCGAUUUCUAAGAAGAUUUGCCAGAUGCGCGAGGAUUACAAUGCCGAUACUGACACUGGCAAGAUAUAUCCUGGAGUUUUCAUUGAUGGACUAUGACACCAUUUCGAUUAAAGACUCUAUACUGGCAUCGGCAGCUUUAUAUAUGGCCUUGAAAAUGAAGAAAGUUUCCAAUUGGACUCCUACACUUGAAUUUUACACUGGUUAUAAAUUAGAAGACUUCAAGGACACAAUUCUGUUGCUCAACAAAGGAUUGCACAGGCCGUCAAGAGAGCAGUUGAUGACAGUACGUAAUAAGUAUUCCCACAAGAUAUUCUUCGAAGUAGCGACAACACCUUUACUAAAAGAUGACGCAUUCUUUUAGCCAAUUUCGGUUAAUUUAGUAUAUACAUUAAUUUUUCUAAUGACGAUUUAUUUCUAUGAUAUGUUUAAGAGCUUGUAAAAUAUACACACAAUAAAAUUUUUGCUUGAUGGAGUAUUUUGCUCCUAUUAUUAUAAUGUGUAGGUAAAUUUGUUAUCGAAUAUUGUUUUCGCGUCUUUCAUUUUACAUUUUCUCUACGUGAAAUGGGUGUUUGAAAUUGAAUCUCAUUGUCUAAAAUUAAUGCUUGAAGGUACUUGUUUGGCAAAGAUCCGUUUUUUCCUGCUGUUUGCAUCAACCAGCAAAGUAC